AUGGCUCAAGCGAUUUCACAGGUGUCUGCUACACAAUCCCAUUCUCGUAAAGAAGAGAAACUGCCAAAGUUCAAUGGUUGUUCAGAAGAUUGGCCACUAUUCAAAGCUGAGUUUGAUCGAUCAACUAAAGAGUACAAAGUUGACAAUUCAAUCAUCAUUCGAAGAUUAAGAGAAGCUUUAAAAGGAGAUGCCUUGGAGACAGUUUCAUUCCUGCUACCAAACAUCGAUAAUGUAGAAAGCAUCAUGAAGACCCUAGAAGAUAGGUUUGGACAACCAAAGUUUGUGAUUGAAGGGUUAUUAACUAAAGCAAGAGCAGCUCCUUCUCCAUCAGUAACCAAACCUGAAGCAACAAUCAAAUUCGGAAUCGCCGUUCAAGCAUUAGUGGCAAGCAUCACGUCUUAUAAAAGUAGCCAGUAUCUAUAUUCCAUUGAAAUCCUGAGCACUCUGGUCAAGAAGAUGUCGAUAGAAAUGGAAACUGAGUGGUACACCUGGCUUCGACAAGACACCUCAAGAGAAGAGAAUCUGAAAUAUUUUUCACAAUGGAUUUCUAUAAAACAGUCUGUAGCGUAUCUUGUGUCAACUCCCACUACAGCUUCUGAAAAUACAAAAGACAAAGAUAGAAAGAAGAAGAAGACUAAUCAUGGAACAGUAUCAACGAACCCCAAGCCGGAUCGAAAAGAAUACUGUGUGUACUGCAAAAUUGAAAAUCAUCAUGUAAGUGACUGUCGAAAGUUUUCUGCACUACCAAUUAAGGAAAAAGACGAGUUUGUAAAGAAGAAUCGUAUGUGCUUUCGCUGUUUAAAGAAAAAUCACACAGUCAAAAAUUGCAAAUUAAGAAUGACUUGUAAAGUUGAAGGAUGUAGAGGAAGGCAUCAUACAUCCCUACAUGAUAAUUCAAGAUUCGAUGAAGUUCAAGAAAAUGGUGAAGCUAUCCUUCAAGAUCAAUCAAAAUCUCAACCUCCUUCAGCCCCACCAGCUACUCAUAUGCACUACCAUCAGAGAUCAGCAGUUACAGAUACAGACGAUGAAGUUGAAGAAACGUUAUUAUGGUAUGCCCCUGUUCAACUUAAAGGAAUUAAUGGAACCACAAUUUCCGUCAUUGCUAUGUUUGAUACGGGAGCUCAAAAGACUCUCAUUCUGGAAGAAAAUGUGAAGAAACUUAGUAUAGAUGGUAGAUGGCGAGAUCUUUCACUUGGAUGGUUCAACGGACAAGAUAACACGGACCCAUCAAUGACAACGAGAAUAGAGAUCUCAGGCGACUUUCCAAAUGCAAAGACUUACAUUUUGAAGUGUCAUACAGUCCCAGUAAUGAAUUUGCCGUCUCAGACCUAUUCUGCUUCAGAGCUAAAGAAGAAGUAUCGUUACUUACGAAGAGCACCUUUCCCAUCACUGAAGAAUGCAACCCCAUCACUGAUAAUUGGAAAUGAUAACAUCUCCUUGUUCCUGUCACGAGAUUACAUUGAACAAUCUCCUGAUCUACCAAUUGCUGUGAAAACAAAGUUAGGAUGGACUCUUGCUGGAAAUGGUGAAAUGUUAACUGGAGGAAAACAAGGAAAUUUCUCUAUUUUCACUCGCAAGAAAACUAACAACGAAGAUCUCUCUGAAGUCAUGAGUGACUUCAUUGCAGCCGAAGAUUGUACAACAUUCAAAUCUGCGACACCAAUGUCAAAAGCGGAUGUGGAAGCUUUGAAUAUUUUGGAAGAAACAACGAUUAAGAAAGAAGGGCGUUGGGAAACAAGCUUACUGUGGAAAAAUGAUGUUCUACCUUUACUUUCGUCUGAAGAAAUGGUAAGAAAGAGACUGUUAACCAUGGAAAGCAAAGCCGAUAAGGAUCCACCUUUUGUUAAGUUAUACACAACCAAUUUCGAAGAAUAUAUCUCAGCUGGAUUUCUCCAAAAGGUUAAAGUAUACCCUAACGAAACAGAAGACAAGCGAUGGUACCUACCUCAUUUCUUUACCUUUCACCCGAGUACAAAGCCAAUACUUGUAUUUGAUGCAGCUGCAAGAAGUAAAGGAAAGUCAUUUGAUGAUUUCGUUUACACUGGACCUGAUCUGCUACAACUUGCUGUUGUUCUUAUGAGAUUCCGAAAACAUCGAUUUGCUAUUUCUGGAGACAUAAAACAGAUGUUUCACCAAGUUGCACUGAGAAAAGAAGAUCGACCAGCCCAGACGCUUUUGUAUCGUGAAAUGAAUUGUAAUCGAGAGCUCCAACUUCACAUAUGUUGCUUUUGUGAUGCUAGCGAAGAUGCGUUUGCAACUGUGGCUUACGUACGAGAUCAUGCGAGAGGGAGCUUAAGCGUUUCAAUCAUCGCAGGAAAAGAAAAAGUAGCAAAAGCCAAAGGAAUGCCAAUACCAAGAUUGGAACUCGAUGCUGCUAUUAAAGGAGCCAAGUUGAAGGCGUAUGUGGAAAAAGCUUUUGGACACGAACUUAACUUUGCAAGCUCUUUUCUAUGGAUUGAUUCAAGAACUGUAAUGUGUUGGUUGACUUCACGAACGGGAGAAUUCAGCCAAUAUGUAAACAAUCGAGUAAACCUUAUUCUGGACUACUCUACGUUGGAUCAGUGGAAUUGGAUCAACACGGAGGAAAAUGUUGCCGAUGAUGCCACACGCUUAAGAGGCUCAACAAAGAUGUCAACUUCUUGUCGUUGGCUCAAUGGAAGCAGUUUUUUAAAAUUAAAGGAGAAUAAAUGGUCAAGGAUUUCGACAUUACCAACCGCUGAUGAUAGUCUACUUGAGAAACGGGCAAUAAUCAACUUCAUUCACGAGAGGGAGCCGUUACGGAAAAUGCCUCUUCCGGAUGUCAAGAAAUAUUCAACGUGGACUAAACUGAUUAUGAAAACAGCAAGCUUCAUCAGAUCUUUUCGAUUUAAGAUUCAAAAAGUUGGAGAAAAUAAUGUGAGCCUUGCUGAUGUGAAACGAGCUGAGCUAUUUUGGGUGAAACAAGUUCAACUGAAUUGUUUUGCUGAAGAAAUAAAACAGUUGCUCCAGAAAGGAACCGUCUCCACUAAAAGUAAGCUUUAUCAAUCCAUUCCAUUUUUGAAUGAAAACGGAGUCAUGGUCGUGGAAGGAAGGCUAAGAAAGUGCGAUAGAGUUCCAGAUUAA
Molecule: messenger RNA, 3102 nt
Organism: Diabrotica virgifera virgifera (western corn rootworm)
Lineage: Eukaryota; Metazoa; Arthropoda; Insecta; Coleoptera; Chrysomelidae
Exons: 1
Coding region: 1-3102 (1033 amino acids)
Source: RefSeq, a predicted model, not a curated record